CGCUGCCCAGGAAGGACCCUAGUAUCCGGACGACGACGUUCUUUCAACUAUUAUUUGUGCACAAAUCUAACUACUUCCAAAGAUUUUAAGAAGGGAAAAAAAAAAUCGGAACACACUCCAACGUUGGUGAUUUUUUUCCCCUCUUCUGUAAGAAAGAAAGAGAGAAGGCAGACAUGAAGCGCAGCUUAAGUGAUAGUGAUUCCGAUGAUGGCUUCGAUGAGAGACUUAAGUCUGGGUCUCCAUCCCAGAGUUGCCAGAUCACAGACCGGAAGAAGAGGAGAGGGAUAAUUGAAAAAAGAAGAAGGGACAGAAUCAACACUAGUUUGUCAGAGUUGCGUCGCUUGGUGCCUUCAGCUUUUGAAAAACAGGGCUCAGCCAAACUUGAAAAGGCAGAGAUCCUUCAGAUGACAGUUGAUCAUUUAAAAAUUUUACACCAAAAAGGUAUAAACAACUACAACUUUGAUCCUCAUGCUGUCGCCGUUGAUUAUCGCAGUGUCGGCUUCAGGGAAUGUGCCGCUGAAGUAGCCCGCUACCUGGUCGCUGUUGAGGGCUUGGAUUUACAGGACCCACUACGCCUUCGCCUAUUGGGCCACCUGCAGUGUUACUCUGCCCAGAGAGAGGCCGCGGCCAAGGCGUCGCUGCAAGGAAACUCUUGGGGCGGGAUGAGCUCCAUGAGCGGGAUGGCCAGCCAUGGCAGUUUCACCCCGACGCAGUACGGGAGUUCCACCGUCUCUACGCCCAUGUCUGGCGUGAUCCCCAGCCAGCACCAUCAUCUCGGCCAGACCGAGCACAUGACCCCGAUGUCAACGUCGUCUCACCAAGGCGGCGGUGGAGGCAUUGGCGGAUCCUCUGGAAUCUACUCCACCGGCUCUUCCUUCACGGAGACACAAAGGCACGGACAAUCGGACUCCAUUCUUUCUGGACACAUGCGCCUUUCCAGCAGCUCGGGUGCUACGGCCCCGGUCACGCCUAUGAACCACAACUCAGUCGCCCAAUCACAAAUUUCCCCACCGCUGUUUUCCACCCUCCCAAACCUCCAUUCCCAGUUUCCCGUUUCCGCCUUGAAUAUGAACUCUGUCUCCUCAAUGAUGUCAGCGCAGAACGCAAACUAUCAAAACCAUGGACAGAACCAAGGGCACAACUCAGUCAAGCCUUAUCGCCCUUGGGGAGGAGAACUGGCCUACUGACUAUAUGAUUGACCUAAUCAACAAUAUUUUACUUCAUAAUAAUCAACACGUGGCGGGGAAACACAAAUCAAAACCCUGACACCGACAAUUUUAGAUCACUCCAAGGCCAACUCUCGAGCACGUGUAAUAGGCGCAUCUAUUUUAUACAUGUUUUUCUUUAUCCGAAUAAAAAAGUGUUGGCCUCAUUCUGGUGUAGGCUAAUUUAAAUAUAACGUUCCAUAGUGAUUACUUGUUUUGAUUCACAAAAUGCCAAUGUACAUGGCUAUAUAUCAAAGCGUAAGUUUAGUCUUUGUGAAGUGUUCAACUUAUUAUUGGAUUAACUGAAUGUGGCAACUAGGACAGUAGAAGCACGUCUCAUCAGCUGUCAAUAAGGCGACCAUACGCUGCUACAACAGAUGGUUAGAUGUGAAACCAUAAAGCUACGCAGCUCUUGACACAAAAUCAUCUUUCGCUAGACAAUUUAUUUAAAUGUAAGCGAUCUGGCCAUCUCUCCCCUUCACACAAAGCAGUCAUUGUAUUGCGCCGAUUAUAAUAGAGAACGCUGUCUAAUGUAAAUUUCUACUAGAUAUAAUAUUAAUUGACUUUGGGAUGUGGCGAAAUCUGGCUUUCAUGUUUUAUCAAUUAAAAAAAAGAAUCAACCUUCUGUGGCCGGUCAUGACUUGCCAACCCAGCUACUGUUGUCUUUGUUGAUUGACCUGUUUAAAAGUGUUAGUGUUUCUCAACCGUUUACUAGUAACGCCGCCCCUAAAGACAAUUUUACACUCGCCCACUUAGCCUGCAGGGGGACUAAGCAAUUAUAGUUAUAGAAGUUAUAGAUAAAUACAUAUUUUUUAUUGAAUAUUGUUCGGUUUGUAACCUUGUUAUUAAAAAGGUAAGCUGUAUCAGUGACCACAUGCCUGUGGUGCUAGUACAGACCAUCUUGUAAUGCUAGAUGAUAGGAUUCCAUAUUUUUAAAAGUAAUUUUACUCAGUGAUUUCAUGUUUAGAGUUUAAUUCUUUUUCCAUGUGCAAUACUUGUGAAACUUUAUUUUUCUACAUAUUAUGUGUAUGACAGCCAUCAUUUACAUUUUGUCAUAGCAAACAUUUUUUUUAACCUAAAACUGUAAAAAAAAAAAUUACUUGAUAUGUUACCCUUAAAAGAAAAAGUUUAAAUCAACAAAGAAAACAUCUUAUUGAUGUACAUUGUGCAAUAUUAUGUGGCCUUAUAUUAUCACAUAUACAUACUUAUGCAAUUUUCUUUUAAUUAAUUGACAUGCUUAUGUUUUGUAAUGACAAUAGAAUGUAAGGCAAAAUGUUUCCUGAUGUCAUUGUAACAGAUUUCAAAACUUUUCUUAAUAGCAAGUUUGUGACAAUAUCAAUUAUUCCUAUAAUCUUUAAAAAAAAGUUAUUCAUAUUUGAAAUUUGACCUAUUGACACAUUUUUUUUUCAUGGCUAUUAAAGUUAAUUAAUUAUACAAUGUUAUCAGUUAAAUUAUAUUGUUAAGUGCGAACUAAAUAAUUCAAAAUGAUUUGUUUUUUUAGUCUUGUAAUAACUCAGCCUUAUCUAAGAAUCCUCUUCCACAGUUACACUCUUGCCUUAUCACAACGAACUUUACCAAACUGAAGAUCCUCACUUCCAUAAAAUGCAUUUUGUUUUUUUUGUUUCAUUUUUUUAUACACUAUAUAAAUAUUUUAUUAUUGUUGACAAAACUGUAAAUAAACAUUUAAAAAAAAAAAACCUUUGAAACUUUUGUUAUUUUUCUUUUGCUAUAAUGUUCCAAGAAAAAUUACUUUCCAAAUCCCUGGUGAAGUAAGAUUCCCUUAUUUUUUUCAAACAAUUACUUAGGCUGUUAUAUUAUUAGUACAAUGACCAAUCACCCUUUGUGCAUAAACAAAUGUAAGGUACCACACAAGGGUGUAUCCAGGCAUUUUGAAAAUCCCCCCCCCCCAA
Messenger RNA from Biomphalaria glabrata, 3115 nucleotides. RefSeq names its product hairy/enhancer-of-split related with YRPW motif protein 1-like. Gene Ontology annotation, molecular function: DNA-binding transcription factor activity, RNA polymerase II-specific; RNA polymerase II cis-regulatory region sequence-specific DNA binding; protein dimerization activity. The transcript has 5 exons. Lineage: Eukaryota; Metazoa; Mollusca; Gastropoda; Planorbidae. Gene Ontology annotation, biological process: regulation of transcription by RNA polymerase II; anterior/posterior pattern specification; regulation of neurogenesis. Bases 174 to 1187 code for a protein of 337 amino acids. Gene Ontology annotation, cellular component: nucleus. The record is from RefSeq and is a predicted model, not a curated record.